Molecule: messenger RNA, 615 nt
Organism: Durusdinium trenchii
Lineage: Eukaryota; Dinophyceae; Suessiales; Symbiodiniaceae
Source: the annotation of a GenBank genome assembly
AUGGGAAAGGCUGCCAGUGCGGUUCCGGGUGAGGCGGUUCCGGGACGGUCUGACGCAGAGAUGGUGAGUACGGGGCUUUUGUUGGAGAGCAAGCUGAUUGCAGAAGCUAAAGAGACGGAUGAGCGAAGGUUGAGAGACGAGCUAGAGGAGAGGAUACCGGAGGCGCACAUCUUGGGAAUUUAUCGUGUGCUGGGAAGCCCAGAUUGUUUCAGCGGCCCAGACCAGCAGCGCCAGCAGCCGGAAGAACGAGAUCUUUGGCAUGGCACUGCGUGGAGCUUCGUGCCAAAGAUAUUGAAGCAGGGCUUCAAUCGGAGCUUUGCAGGACGGCAUGGCACCUUGUUAGGUCAUGCCACCUACUUCUCCUCAGAUCCACGAUAUUCCAUGCGCUUCUGUGGAAAGAAGGGUGGGGCAGAUGGGACCAAAGUCUUGGUCGUGGCCAGAGUGCUCGUUGGACGCUACUGUAAAGGAUCUCCAACAGAUGUGGAGCCGCCGCUGCUGAACAGCCAGGGAGAUCGAUUUGAUACCACCGUGGACAACGCGGAAGCACCGUCAAUUUUCGCAGUCUUCCGCGAUUUUCAAGCACUCCCCUUGUUUCUCGUUGAGAUUGUUGCUUAA